Jatropha curcas is the source of this 1488-nucleotide messenger RNA. Its product is annotated as Transcription initiation factor IIF, beta subunit. Gene Ontology annotation, cellular component: transcription factor TFIIF complex. The record is from RefSeq and is a predicted model, not a curated record. Gene Ontology annotation, biological process: transcription by RNA polymerase II; transcription initiation at RNA polymerase II promoter. NCBI's taxonomy places the organism in Eukaryota, Viridiplantae, Streptophyta, Magnoliopsida, Malpighiales, Euphorbiaceae.
AUACCCAAAGAUAGAAAAGCCAAAAGUAAACCAAUCAUAUUAUUCCACGUCUAAAUGACACGCGUGAUUCCAAAGCUCGCUCAAUUGUGCUGCCAAACGGGUGAUAAGGGGUAAAAAACAAAAAGAAGACAAAAACUACGCCGUUCAAAUGGGAUCGGUCCAGAACUCAAUAUUUCAGACAGAACCGUCAAGGAGCGAGAGCAGAGACAAGAAGAGACGAGACUAGAAACUGGCGGAAAAGCUGGAGACUGCAAGCUCAAAAGAGAGAGAUAAUUCCUCGAGAAAUAAAAGGAAAAAAGAAAUUAUCGACAUGGAUGAAGAUCACGGUAAUAAUGGUAGCAACAGCGGUGUCUUGGAAACUGCAAAGGCUGACAGAUCGGUGUGGCUGAUGAAGUGUCCGUUAGUGGUGGCCAAGUCAUGGCAAAGUCAUGCCUCUUCUUCAGAUUCUCAUCCUGUCGCUAAGGUCGUUCUCUCUCUCGAUCCUCUCCGCUCCGACGAUCCGUCUGCUUUACAGUUCACUAUGGAGAUGGCUGGCAAUGAGAUUGGGAAUAUACCAAAAAGUUAUUCUCUGAAUAUGUUUAAAGACUUUGUUCCUAUGUGUGUCUUUUCCGAGACAAGUCAAGGAAGGGUUGCCAUGGAAGGGAAAGUGGAACAUAAAUUUGACAUGAAGCCCCAUGAGGAAAACAUUGAGGAGUAUGGCAGAUUGUGCCGUGAAAGAACAAAUAAGUCCAUGGUUAAGAAUAGGCAAAUACAGGUAAUUGAUAAUGACCGAGGAGUGCACAUGAGACCUAUGCCUGGAAUGAUUGGCUUGAUGUCAUCUAGCUCCAAGGACAAGAAGAAAACAGCUCCAGUUAAACAGUCAGACAUGAAGAGAACCAGGAGGGAUCGUGGGGAAUUGGAGGAUAUCAUGUUCAAGCUAUUCGAAAGACAACCAAAUUGGGCCUUAAAGCAACUUGUACAAGAAACUGAUCAGCCUGCGCAAUUCUUGAAGGAGAUACUGAAUGAACUGUGUGUGUACAACAAGCGAGGAACAAAUCAGGGAACCUAUGAGCUUAAGCCAGAAUAUAAGAAAUCUGCUGAGGAUGCGGGUGCUGAUUAAUUAUCUGGACCUUGUAAGUGUAUGAUUAAAGCAUUUUUCAAUUUUUUUGGUAGACAGAAGAAAGCUACUGACGAGCUUGAGGGGGAGAGAACAGGAGUGGGGUGGGGUGGGGUUUGCGUGACAAACAUAAUCAGCAACAAACACGACAACAGAUAUAACUGGACGGACUGAGGGUUGAAGCUGUUGUAUUCUUGUCAUAAAGUGCUAACCACUGUCAUUUUUAGAAAUUCAAUAGGUAAAGAUUAUACAGGAACAAAUCCAGUGUUCCUUAAGGCAAAUAUUUUAACCUGUGGCAUCAUAAUCUUGCUUUGAUAUAUGUAUUUAUUUAUAUUUUGAUUCUGAUAAUAUCCGCUAUUAGAAAUAACUUUGUCUUUCCGAGGCAUAACUUG